Caenorhabditis briggsae is the source of this 510-nucleotide messenger RNA. NCBI's taxonomy places the organism in Eukaryota, Metazoa, Nematoda, Chromadorea, Rhabditida, Rhabditidae. Gene Ontology annotation, molecular function: fatty acyl-CoA hydrolase activity. The record is from RefSeq and is a predicted model, not a curated record. Bases 1 to 510 code for a protein of 169 amino acids. The transcript is spliced from 5 exons.
AUGGUCAGUCACUCCGAAUCCCCAGCAGACAUUGUUACAGAGCCGACAAACGAGGAGUUGCUCGCCGAGCAGGUGAGAGUAUUCGAACGAAUGAAAGGAUCCACUAAUUUCAAUCGUGUAGCUGAAGAUGUGUAUCCAGUUGAAGUCACUAAAACCAAACUAGUGUGUGAGAUGGUUGUUCAAGAGCAGCACCUGAACUCAAAGGGUACUCUUCAUGGUGGUCAAACUGCAACACUAACAGAUGUUAUCACUGCUCGGGCUGUCGGAGUAACAGUCAAAGAUAAAGGAAUGGCUUCCGUUGAACUGGCAGUCAGUUAUCUCCUUCCUGUCAAAGUUGGUGAUGUUCUGCAAAUCACUGCACAUGUUCUGAAAGUGGGUCGUUCAAUGGCAUUCACAGAUUGUGAAUUCAGACGGAAAUCUGAUGGAAAAAUGACAGCAAAAGGGAAACACACACUGGCUUUUCUGCCUAACCAACCUGGAAUUUCAGUGGAGAACGGAAGCCAAUUUUAA